AUGCACGACCAUAUUGUGGAGGUGGAUUUUGAAGAAUUCAUGCAAGAAUUUGUUCCGGGCCCUAAUCCAUCCGACGAAGAAAGAGCCAAAUUCAAGAGUUUUGAAUGCGUAAAGCUUGACGGGCUUGAGGUUGAUAUGUACCCUGGUUUGUGCGAGGUCUUUCAAUCCGUUCUUGAUAUCGUUCCCGAUGGUGGCCUUACCGCUAGAGACACAGGUGAAUAUCCUGACAUGACCGGUACCGAGGAUGCCAGGGACAAAAACAUCACCAGAUUCGAUAUUGGCAUUUAUCCUACCACUGAGGCCGCGAAGGCAGCGUAUGAUAUCCCUCGGAAGCAGUUGAAGCGAGGCAAGUCGUCUGCAAGUCGCAAGUACUACAUGUCACGAGUGUCUUGGGCCUGGACCUGUGUUCCUAUCGAGGUCAAGAAUGACUAUCAAAAAUCCGCCUUCGAAUUUAAGGACCCCGAGAAGUAUUUCCUCCGCACCGAUGCCGCGGAUGGCUUUGAGACGCUAGGACAGAUCACCGAGUACGCAGCACAAGUACUCCUACGCCAGCACCGCCUCUUCUGCUUCAUGGUAUUCAUCUGCAAAUCUCACGCGAGAUUGAUUCGAUGGGAUCGCACCGGUGCGGUCGCCUCCGAGGGAUUCAACUACAUCGAGGAUGCAGAAAAGCUGCACAAUUUCAUGUACAGGCUGGGGAAGAUGAACGAUGUUCAACGGGGUUAUGACCCCACUGCUGUCCUCGCCACGCCUGACGAAGUGGAGGCGAUGAGACGCUGCGAGAAGAGGCUGAACGAUUAUCACAAAGGAUGCCUGAAAGACGCAAUGUCCGACGGUUGGCCUAUCUACAAGAUCGAGUUCAAGCCGGGUGACGUCGUCGACGUUUCUGGCAAGACUGCAUCUUCUUCUCGGUCGAGAUAUUACUUGAUUGGACGAGCACGGUCGUCUAGUUAUUCUCUCACUGGCCGUGCAACGAGGGGCUACGUGGCAUACGACAUGACCACAGAGAGGCUGGCAUUCCUGAAAGAUACCUGGCGUCCUGAUUCAGCCAACGUCCACCCUGAACGAGAGGUUUAUGAACGGUUAUAUCGAAGCGGCGUUCAGAAACAUGUUGCUACACUUAUCUGUGGAGGGGACGUGGACCUCAACCCGCAGAAGACCCGCACGCAGGAAUUCAAUGAUGACCUCAUGGGUCGGAUCCACUAUCGCAUUGUCGUGAAAGAGGUUGGUCGGCCGCUGGAGGACUACGCUAAUGUUCGCGAAAUGAUUAUCGUUAUCUGCCAUGCAAUUCGGGCUCACCAUGAUGCGUGGAUACGAGCCGAAAUAUUGCAUCGAGAUGUCAGCAUCGGCAACGUCUUGAUGGACCAGGAUCCGGACGCGCAGGGAUAUCUUACGGGCACUCAACCAUGCCUUGGCUUCCUGAACGAUUGGGACCUUUCCAAAUAUAAGGAAGACUUGGACGGGAGUUCUGGACAGAAAGGUCGCUCUGGCACUUGGCAAUUUAUGUCUGCUCUAUUGCUCAAAUAUCCUUAUAAACGACCUGAAGUUUCUGAUGACUUGGAAUCGUUCGUUCACCUCGUGCGUUGGCUUGCACUGAAGUACCACCCGCACAGCCUAUCUGGUUCAGCUCUCUUGCAGCAGCACGUUGAGAUCACGUACGACUCGUGCGUGCGCACCCAAUCCGGUCACUACGUUGGUGGACACGAAAAAUUCUUGCAUCUGAAAGGAGGAAUGCUCCCAUUCGCUGUCUCGGGCAAUCCUGCUCUCACAAAUCUACUUAACUCUUUGGCUCAGCUGUGCCACGAGCAUUACAGUGCGGUUGAUAUUGAUGCGUUAGAGUCUUUGGCCCCGAAGAAGUCUACCGGCACUGCACUACAACCUGAAUCAUUCACGUACGAAGGCGAAAUGCCGGAGGGUUUCUCGGACGAUCAUCUGAAGCGCUUCCCCAAAGCCGACGUGAAGCAAUCUACGAGCCCUGCGAAAGGGGCAUUACUUUUGGCUGACCACUCAGCGAUUCUUCUCAUCUUCAAUGACGUAUAUGCGCAGAACGGCCCAGUCUGGAUCAGCGACAAGCAGGAGAAUCAAUUCAUAUUGUUCGAUGACAAGAAAUCUCUGCAAUGCUCGACGUCCCUCCUGGGUAGUAAACGGAGGUCGGAGGAAUCCAUUGACGAACCAAGAAAGCGACUGAAAACGCGAGGACGUCAAUCACGAGUAGCUGGACCUUCCCGCUCCAAAGGCUCUGGGAGUACGCGUCUCCCUUCACUGCUGCACUCGAUCCAGGAAGCCCUGAGCUCAGACUGA
Messenger RNA from Sparassis crispa, 2298 nucleotides. RefSeq lists its product with no specific name. Lineage: Eukaryota; Fungi; Basidiomycota; Agaricomycetes; Polyporales; Sparassidaceae. Gene Ontology annotation, molecular function: protein kinase activity. Gene Ontology annotation, biological process: protein phosphorylation. The transcript has 4 exons. The coding region runs from base 1 to 2298 and encodes 765 amino acids. The record is from RefSeq and is a predicted model, not a curated record.